Sphaeramia orbicularis (orbiculate cardinalfish) is the source of this 1400-nucleotide messenger RNA. RefSeq names its product zinc finger, C4H2 domain containing (gene zc4h2). Gene Ontology annotation, biological process: positive regulation of neuron differentiation. The coding region runs from base 114 to 788 and encodes 224 amino acids. The record is from RefSeq and is a predicted model, not a curated record. The transcript has 5 exons. Lineage: Eukaryota; Metazoa; Chordata; Actinopteri; Kurtiformes; Apogonidae. Gene Ontology annotation, cellular component: nucleus.
UCGUCUGCGCGUUCACGCCGGCUAUUGUGUUUUUAUCAACAAGGAGACCACCGUGGCCUUACGGGUACAACUCAGCCGACCAGCUGCUCGACAACAUAUUUUCCCCCAAAACCAUGGCGGACGAACAAGAAAUAAUGUGCAAAUUAGAAAACAUCUUGGAAAUACGGAAUAAGACUAUCCAGAUGCAGAAGAUCAAAUCACGUCUGAAGAUUGAAUUUGAGGCUUUGGAGUCAGAAGAGAAGCAUCUCAAAGAGUACAAACAAGAGAUGGAUCUCCUUCUACAGGAGAAAAUGGCACAUGUGGAGGAGCUGCGGCUUAUCCACGCAGAUAUUAAUGUGAUGGAGAGUACCAUUAAGCAGUCGGAGAAUGACUUGAACAAACUGCUAGAAACAACCCGUCGCCUACAUGAUGAGUACAAGCCUCUAAAGGAGCAUGUAGAUGCCCUCAGGAUGACUUUAGGUCUACACAGACUCCCUAACCUCAACGAAGAAGAGGAGAAGCUAUCCCUGGAUUACUUCGAGAAGCAAAAAGCAGAAUGGCAGAAGGAGCCACAUGAGCCCGCAAUCCCAGAGUCCCUUGCUGCCGCUGCAGCAGCAGCACAGCAGCUUCAGGUCUCCAGGAAACAGGAUGCCCGCCAAACGGCCACCUUCAGACAGCAACCCCCACCAAUGAAGGCCUGCCUGUCAUGCCACCAGCAGAUUCAUCGUAACGCUCCCAUCUGCCCGUUAUGCAAGGCCAAGAGCCGCUCCCGCAACCCAAAGAAGCCCAAGAGGAAGCCAGACGAGUAGGUCCGACUCCACCCUCAGCUUCAGUACGGUGUAAAGGGAACUGGUCCUACAUACUGAUCUCAAAUCAGCCGUGUACAUUUCCAUUUGUGGCUGAAAUAACAGAUCUGUGAUUCAGGACAAUUUCAAGUGGGGUCCCCACUUUAACAAGUCGUAUUAGUCCCCUGUUCUUAACCUCUCGACUUCUGGUCAAGGACCUGUAACGUCAUUCUGUUGUUUGUUUUUUUCAAUCAGUGCUUUGGAUGUGUUUCUAUGUAUCUGUAUGGCUUCCAUAGUAGGUUUACAAUUCCCUAACCAUGUAACUGCAAUAAUGCAAAAGAAAUUCGAUUAUAUGUCCAAAUAAUUUAGCCCAUGUUACUAUUGUUUAUUGCCUUAGAUAUUGUAUUAUAUUUCUUUUUCAUUGCAUGUGUGCUUCCAUGGCUGUUUAUUGUGUACUUUUUGUGCCGAUAUUAAAACUAGUUUCAAUGGUGAAGUAACUUAAAGACAUUAAAUGUUUACAGUGUUUAAGUGGUCAUAAAGUGGAGACACAAGGCCUGACUCAUUUGCUCUGAAUAGUUGUGUGAUAAACUUUAAUAUAGUGAAAAUGAAAUAAAUGGCUGUUUUGUACUAACCAUG